Molecule: messenger RNA, 996 nt
Organism: Mucor mucedo
Lineage: Eukaryota; Fungi; Mucoromycota; Mucoromycetes; Mucorales; Mucoraceae
Exons: 4
Coding region: 68-787 (239 amino acids)
Source: RefSeq, a predicted model, not a curated record
CCAUCUCUCUCUCUCUCUCUCUUUCAAAUAUUGUUAUUUUUUUUUUAUAUAAAAAAACACUUGAAUUAUGGAUGUGUAUGAUACAACAACAACCGAUGAUGGAUACUCCACCUGCGAUAGCAUUAUUACGCGCGUAGUGACGGAUUUAUUUUCAUACGAUGAUAUCAAGAGAAAAAGAAUAUUAGACCAUUAUUAUCUGCCCAACUCGACAUUUGUAUCUCCGAUCUUGCGAACUUCAGGAGUUCACAACAUCAAACAUACGCUGCUAGUGUGGAAGACAUUAAAUAAAGAAGCACCCACAAUAAACAACAUUUGCUUUAAUGGAAAAACAUGUGUCGUCUUUUUAACACAAACAUUAUGUCCAAGAAUGUUUCCUUGGAUACAAAUAGCAUUACCUGUUACUGUGGUACUCGAAUUCAAAGAAACAGAUAAAGACAGUGGUUUACUAAAGAUUGAAACUCAUGAAGAGCACUGGACCAUAGAAGGCAUAUUAAAGGCAAUCCCAUUUGUAUCGUUUUGGUAUGAUCAUGUGGUACGAACCAUGAUAGGCAAAUUAUUAGCUGCCACUGGAGAGGCAGUUUAUACUGCAACAGAAACUGCAAGUUUACUCGUUUCAAGAAGUCGAGAAAUUGAAGAAGCAAGAAGAAAACUCGAAUCUUCCUCCUCUUCGUCAUCCGCAUGCAAAUAUGAUGUCAGUGAUAAGAGCGACGUCCAAGUCAUGAUGCUAAGAAUUAAAAAUUCGUAUUCAACUGACGACGACGAUGAUGAUGAUGAUAAUGAUGACUGACAAAAAGGGCAUGAUUCCCAAAAUAAUGGGGGUGUCUGAAGGGAGAAAGAAGAAGAAAUUACCUUAUUGUUUAUAUCCCCCCACCCACCCAAUUCAUAUUUUAAUUUUCCUCUCUCUUUUUUUUUCUUUCUUCCUUCUUUUUCUUUUUAAAAAAAAAUAACUCUCCCAUUAGAUAUGAGUGAAGAAUAGUAAAUAUAGAAAAAAUAAAU